Molecule: messenger RNA, 1443 nt
Organism: Paramormyrops kingsleyae
Lineage: Eukaryota; Metazoa; Chordata; Actinopteri; Osteoglossiformes; Mormyridae
Source: RefSeq, a predicted model, not a curated record
CCAUUUCUACCACAGGUAGCAAGGAAGGUGGGUCCUGUUCCACUUAAAAACACUUUUCUUUUUCCUCAGGUGUAUCUUCAUAGGAACAAGUCACUUUCUGUCUGACAGGGAGUCACUGAGUGUGAGCAGCACCUACUACAAAGCAUGAGGACUCUGCUGAUUCUCCUGCUGCUUUGCUGGGUCAGUUCUGCAGAUGGGCUGAUCUGCUACGUGUGCAGCUCCACAACGACUAACAGUAAGUGUAACCUGAACACGGACACCUGCCAGGCGCCUCUCGACACCUGCAUGAGCACAGUGGUCACUGCAGGAAAUGUCAUGGCCAUAGUGAAGCAAUGCACCAGCGGCAAUAUCUGCUCGGCAGCCGCCUCUACCGCCUCAGUCACGGGCAGCGGAGCGACCGCGAUCACCUGCUGCAGUUCUGAUCUGUGUAACUACAGCGGAGCCACGCCUGCCCGUCUGCACACGCUUCUCCUCGCCCUGCCGCUGUGUGCCAUCUUCGCCCUCCGCUACAUCAGCACUUAACGUUACAGAUCGGUGGCGUAUCCACGCCCCUUACUGUAAUAUAAUUUGUAAUUACACAUUAGGCAACUUCCAGUUUCAUACCACCCUCCAGGAAAUGUAUAUUUUCCAACUGUGUCAGGUGACAGGUUGCCUGGCUCCUGAGUGUUUGAUAAGUGAUGUUUUUCUAAACUGGUUUUACAACACGUCUACCCACCACCACAUAAUGUUUUUCUUGUUGUUUUGGAAUUAUUACAAUUUAUUUUAUUUUCUUUGAAUUUUUUUUUAACUAUCUAAUUACCGAUUGAACAAAUAAGUAUGUUUAUCGUUGAAUGAAAGAACCACUUUGGAAAUUCUACUCCUCUAAAGCAGAUACUGUAUAAAAUGUAUUCAUAUUUUCAUCUACAACACGUGUCAAACUGAAGGCCCGCGGGCCACAUCCGUCCGGCGUACAAUACCCGGCCCGCAAGAUCAUUUUGUAUAUCUUUUUUUAAUGGCCCGACGAUAUGAAGCGCCGAAAACACACAAACUACAAAUCCCAUAAUACAGCGCAACAGCUUCCUUACCGAACGAUAGGCUAUCUGCGACCAUUCCCGCGUCAAUUACGUCAGAUCAAUCAAGCGUCUGUUGAUGUAUACAACCCUAAUUUCAAGUCAAAGCUAGCCCCAAACAAUAGCCAAGAGAAAAGUUGAUUCUGAAAACAGAGCCUUUCAAAACCGAUGGGAGUAUAUGUUUACUGACAUUGCCGGUAAACCCGUGUGUGUUGUUUGUGGAGCUAAUGUGGCUAAGAGAGAAUCUCCACAACACAGAACCUUACCCCAAACAUAAACGAACUUGUUGCCAAGGAAAGAUGCCAAGCAUCCAGCUCUGACCAAAUGGCAUAAGAGCAAAGAAAAUGUUUUGAUUUGUUAUUAUUUUAACUUUCAAUUAAAAGCACAUUAUUUA